CAAAAUCAGUUCAACGAAAAAUUCAACGAAUUUUACCCAAUAAAGUAAAAACUAAACAUUUCUUAGCAGAUAUUGUGCAUGGAAAAAAAGAAGUUGAAGGUGUAACCUUAUGAGUCGCUCGUCGCUCGUCGCUCGUUUGCAGCGACAAAUCUGGUCACGUGAUAUGUAGCACUACAGCUCGAAAUGUUGAGCUUUGUCAAAGAUCAUAUAUAAGGAAAAUACUAUAGAAUAGAGAAAUUCACAGAAAAACGAUCGCGAUUGAGCUGCGUGACAAGUCGAUAUAAAAGUGGUGCUGUAACGGUCUCUACAUUAGUCCCCGCAAAUAAUGGCAUCGAAAAAGUAAAACACUAUUAUAUCGAUAUUUUUAUGCAAUCCUAUUUCUUUCAUUUGUAUCACUGCCAUGGGGUACGAAUGAGGUUAGGAAGUCAGCACCACGGGGUAACGUUCUGACCAGAUUUAUCGCUGCAAACGAACGACCAGAGACUGCAUGAAGUAGCGACUUUUGCGAAUCGCAGGAAAUUUAAAAUGGGGUCACGGGGAAAUUAAAAACGAGCGACAAGCAACUCAUGAGGCUAUACCUUAAUGCUUGUUUUAGAAUUUAUACUCUGUAAAAAAUAUUAUGUUCUUUUCAAUAAUCUGUGGUAAAAAGUUUAAUUUUCAUGGCGGUAAAUGGUUUUCAAAUAAAGGUGAAUUCUAUGUAGGUGGUGCUUCAAAGCACGGUAGAAGAAAAUUAUUUUUGUUGUGAUACCGUCAAUUUAUUUUUAAUUGGUUUUACAAGUCAACCUGUGUCCACCUGUGGAUUUAUUAUAAUCAUAUCGAAAUGGAACCCUCCAAACAGAAUCUAGGGUUUAUGUCAAUUUAUCGCUUAAAGUUUUACAAAAAUAAGAAAGAUUGGAAGCUUAGCAGCGAUGUCAAGAAACCUUUACCAAAAUCCGAAAGUGAAAGUGAAGGGCAGAUGGAGAUGGACUGCGAGCCAGAGCCAUCUUUCAAACAGUGUCUAGAUGAAGAACUAGGUGCACAUGAAGAGCCGGAGCCGGUGCAGAGCAUAAAAGCUGAUGCCCCAGGCCUGGGUAACAAUGUCUGGACUAACCGGCAGUGGACCGAGCAGAGGCCAGCAGUCGAUCACCAGGCAGCCAUGGAUUACCAGCGGGCGAUGGAGUAUCUUGAUGCGGCCGCUGCGCUCGAUCCGAAGGACUUCGCCCUCCCAGACACAUACGAACCGCUUCAACCGCAAAUACAGCGUCCACCAGUAGAGCAAAACUCACAGCGAGGGUACAGGCUUCGCCAGCAACUGGAGCUGUCCUCCCUGGGGGACAGUUUGGCGCGGACUGAGCAGUGGCUGCAGCGGCGCGGCUACAAAGACCUGCACUACGACCAGCCGGUAGGCGCUGAGCAUAUUGCGCCAAACAGCUUAGAGGUCGACCUCAGCAUUGAUGAACAAAACGUACUGGCGGGGUGUCCGUGCGUGGCUGGGCUACCUCCCGGUCCGGAGGCCGUGUCCCGCCUCGUGCGUUCCUUGCGAAACAUACUGGAAGAACUGAUCAGAAGAGAGGCUUUGGGUCCUCCAAUGCAUUACGUGACUCGAGAGGAAUACGAUGAGCACCUGACACGCGCCAGUGAUCCCUCGUACACACUGGACCCGGUGAUAGCUGGCUCACAUUUAGCCGUACCCUCUGCGCCAUCGCCGACUCCCAGCCUUGACCUGCCCUGCACGCCGCGCGGUCGCGGCCGCUUACUUGCGUCCUCGCUCAACAUGGACCCGCCCUGCAUUACACCUGGCCGCGGCUUUCACAUGAGCUCGCCCAAAAAAUAUUAAGCUGAAUGUUGCCAGCAAAUGCAUUUCACUAUUUUUUCAUUAACAUUACAAGAAUAAAUAUUUUUAUAGCCAUAUUGUAAUUAUAUAGAAUCAAUAUCCACGUUUUCGAUCGAUCCGUUCAACAAGGUGGUGCAUUACUUGUUUUUGUUUCUUUAUGACCUAAGUCCGUUUACAUAUAUAGUUUUUACUCAAGUAGCUUAGAUAUUAUAUAAAGUAAGUUAAGACAGGACCUAGUCUUGUAAUAAUAAUGUUAAAAAUUUAAUAUUAAUAUUGUUUAUCCCAUCUUAUCGUUGAUACAUGUGUAUCUGGGACUAGUUUUUUUUUGUAGGUAUGUUACCUAUUUCUGUCGUUAAUUUUUUGUGUUAUAAAUAUUUGAUUGUGACAUUGUUUAUCCCGUAUAAUUAUCUGACGAUUGACGAGUGCCUUUAUUGUAUUUUUGAUACACUUUAGGAGAGAGCAACUCAGUAGGAAAAUUAAAAAAUCUAUUGAUUAAAAAAACUUUGUUUUAUUCUAAUCAAAUAGAAAUCAAAAGAGCGCCGAUUAUCUGAAUCAAUUGGGACCGAUUGCGAUAAUCGGAUAUAGACUUAAUUAAGACAUCAAUAAGUAUUCUAUUUCGGUACCAACGCUUUCAUUUGAGUUUUUACUCGAGUACAUUUGCAGACAUAUAUUAUAGUUAUUCUUCCCCAUUUUUAUCGCAGCAACGUUUAAAUGGCUCAGUGGUUUUUUUUUUUAAUUCGCAAAUAAUUCAUCUUUCAUGUCAAACAAAAUUUAAAGCGCAUAGGUAAUCCGUUCCUGACCUAUGAUGGCACAGACAGAUUUAUAACACCACUCCUUUUGCUUCGGGCCUUAAAGAAAGGCUGUCGCGUGUCAGGCAAUUUUUCCUUUUUUACACUUUAAUAUUAGCUUCACUUGUAAUGUAUAUAAGAAAAUCUUGGAAUCUUAAUUUGACCCACUUCCCGGUCUUCGAUUAGGAUGAAAUUUUGCACACGCUCUGAGUUCUGAUGACAAUGCAUGACCUGUGAUGCAUGACUAGCUAAGAAAAGUCAUUACAAAUCCAAUAUGGCGGCCUCCCCAAGAUGGCGGACUGGCUGUUUGAAAUCUACCCCCAUGAUAUGGGUAUCAAAUAAAAGGGUUU
Trichoplusia ni (cabbage looper) is the source of this 2951-nucleotide messenger RNA. RefSeq lists its product as uncharacterized. NCBI's taxonomy places the organism in Eukaryota, Metazoa, Arthropoda, Insecta, Lepidoptera, Noctuidae. The transcript has 8 exons. The record is from RefSeq and is a predicted model, not a curated record. The coding region runs from base 821 to 1816 and encodes 331 amino acids.